Molecule: messenger RNA, 3044 nt
Organism: Mercenaria mercenaria
Lineage: Eukaryota; Metazoa; Mollusca; Bivalvia; Venerida; Veneridae
Product: multiple epidermal growth factor-like domains protein 10
Exons: 7
Coding region: 217-1896 (559 amino acids)
Molecular function (GO): scavenger receptor activity
Source: RefSeq, a predicted model, not a curated record
ACGUUUUGUUGAUAAAAAGAAUAAUUUAGCAAUCUUACUUUUUCAAACUUCCUCUUUUCUGUUCAAACGUGAAAUGCGACUACAGGUGAUUGUCAUUUUUGUUAGUGCAAAACUAUAUUUGUAUCAAGAUUAACUUGUUUUCAUUUCGAGACGGACAUUUGUCUUGUGAAAACAAACUCUGACUAAGAAAAUUAAGGAAGAAGUGGAAUUUACAGAAUGAUCGAGCUUGUAGGAUUUGUAGUUGUACUUUUAGGAACUGUUUCAAGAGCGGAAAACAUAACAUGUAGCAGUGAAUGCUCCGACGAGACGGGAACCUGUAAUCAUACAACAGGCGAAUGUUUGCAUGGGUGCAAGGAUGGGUUUGCGGGACCAGAUUGCUCUUUUGAAUGCCCUGCAAACUGCAAUUUUUCAUCCGAGAACGAGACUGGAACAUGUAAUCAUACAACAGGAGAAUGUUUGCAUGGUUGCAAGGAUGGGUUUGCUGGAACAAGUUGCUCCGUUGAAUGUCCACAGAACUGUGCCCCUUCCGACGACAGAGAAAAUGAAAUAUGUAACGCAACGUCUGAGGACUGUGUCUAUGGAUGUAAAGAUGGAUUUUAUGGUCGCAAUUGCACAAACAAAUGUUCUGAUCAAGUUCCGUAUUGCAUGCGAUGCUCUGCAAAGGAUGGUAACAGUGGAUUUGUAUGCAACGAAUGCAGCAGAAACUUCUACCGAGUUAACGGUAGAUGCUAUGGAUGUAACUACUUUUGUAUUAUCAAGCCAGGUCAGCCUCUACCAACAUGCAGGGAACGUGACGGAUACUGUAAUUUCGGUUGUCGUCCAGGUCGCUAUGGUUUUAUAUGUGGCAGAAAAUGUAGCCCCACUUGCAAUGAUAUUUGUCAAAGGGAAACUGGAUCAUGUAUUGGAGGAUGCGGAUAUCCGAGUUACUGUGGACCAACUUGUGAAAUUGAAUGCCAAGACGGUUGUAAAUUACAACAGUGUAACCAGUCUUGUGAUUGCGUGAAUGGAUGUAAUCAUUAUUACUGGGGAAACAAAUGCCCGAACCUCUGUAGCGGAAGUUGCAAGGUGCCUGCAGACGAUUCUGCAAUAUGUGACAGUAUCGAUGGGACCUGUCUUCACGGAUGUAAAGACACUAAACAUUGGGGUAAUAAAUGCAUUUCUUGCUCAGAUGGUUGUCUAAAUAUAACCUGUGAACAGAAAUCUGGGGACUGCACGGAAGGAUGCACGAAGAAGACAGUAUAUGGUGGGCAAUGUAAAGUAGUAUGCAGUGACAAUUGUUUAAAUGGCACGUGUGAGAGAGCCGACGGAUAUUGUAACGAUUGCAUAGAAGGAAAUUAUGGUAUACAAUGUGAAAAUGCCUGUCAUGUAAAUUGCAUCAAUAGCACGUGCGAUAGAGUAAAUGGAUCCUGUGUUUAUGGAUGUAAAACGGGCACCUAUGGAGAAAAAUGUAACAAAGACUGUAGCGACAAGUGUUUUGAUCUGAAAUGUGAGAGAGUCGACGGUAAUUGUACUGACGGAUGUGUAUCAGGAUAUCAGGGAUUCCAUUGUCUGACCGAAGAUGGACAGAAAAAAGAAAAUGCCGCCGUUAAAUGUACAGUAGAAACGGAUAAGACUGGACUAAUAGUCGGAAUAUGUUUUGGCAUACUGAGUGCAGUAUUGACUGUCUAUUCAACAUUUAUUACUAUUGCACUGAAAAGGAAGACAUCAAAUACAGGAACCCUGUCAAAGGAAGAGUCGACUAAACAAGCGACAUACAUAAAUGUAGCAGAAGAAGGUUCAAGCAGGAACGACAGUGGUUCAAGUGGAAACAAAGAUAACUCUAUAGAGCUAUAUACAGAUUUAGCACGAAGCUCUCUGGACGACAAGACAACAUAUGAUGUUAUUCAAAGAAUAUAGAAGCAGGAAAAUGAGAUUUUAAAAAGGACUUAUAUUAAAGCAUUGAGCUUUAGGACCUUUUCAUUGUUUUAGUAAAUAUAAAGAUACAUAAUUUUUACUAAAUAUGGCAAUUUUACAAACUUGUACUUUAUAAUUCUAGAAAUGUCAUAAAGAGAGCGCUAAAUUUAUAACGUUUUUGAUGAAAUAAGUAGGUUAUAUGAUUCACAAACUCAAUACAUAAUUAAUGGUAUGACCUCGCGGACAUUGCAUGAUGUUGUAUGCACUAUGUGUAUUGCUAUCAUAUAUUUAGGAAUAUUGCAGCAUAUUUAAUCUGAUGACAUAUACAUUGGUAUUUUAUAUACAAUUUCUUAUACUUCUUUUAGCAUGUUUUAUUCGCCGCCAAAUAAUGUAACACGCAACGUUCACCUUACUUCACAAUUUUUUGAUUAAAAUACUCUGAAGAGUACACGAAAGAAUUAUACUUAGCUGUAGACAAAUUCUGUUCUUUGUUUUGAAAAAAAAAACAAUCUUGCAGUAUUUCAAGAAGAGUGCAUUUGAAUCGAAACAAAUCUGAAAUAAUUACACUUGCAUAGAAAGCGAACUUUAUCUGAUCUCAGCAGGUAUUGUGAUAUAGAUAGGCAAACUUGAGUUAGAAUGUAUAGUCCACGUUUUCAUGACACAUUCUAUAACGCAAUUAAUGAUGUAACUGCUACAUAAUGUCAAGUUUAGAUCUGCUUUGUGAUAUUAUUAAGAAGUUCAGGAAACAUUCUCUACAGAACAUAUCUGAAUAUGAAAUUUCAAGGCUACCGUAUUCUUUGCGCCAGUUGAUAUUUAGUGUUUGUAAACCACAGCAACACUACAAAUUGUUUCGCCGUCCAGUUUAACAUUCAGAUAUAUAUUACGAAACAAGAAAUAGUAAUGAUAAAUAAAAAAUAAUUUGUCAUGUCCUCGUGUUGUCGAGUUGACUUAAUACAGUCAAUAAAUGUAGUCACUUGUCAAAAAACGAUGAGUUACUAAUAUAUUUUGCCAUCGAUGCAAGCUUUUUUUUUUUUAUUUUUUUAUAUCCUUGAAUUGAAACCAAAUUAUAUAUUUUUUGAGAUUCUAAGAUUAUUCCUGAUAUUGAUUUGGAUUCUGGGCCCACAUGGUAGAUAUGUAGCCUAAAAUAAUUA